Molecule: messenger RNA, 1740 nt
Organism: Trichogramma pretiosum
Lineage: Eukaryota; Metazoa; Arthropoda; Insecta; Hymenoptera; Trichogrammatidae
Exons: 3
Coding region: 472-1014 (180 amino acids)
Source: RefSeq, a predicted model, not a curated record
CGCGGCGCGCAGCGAUUAAAACCAUACCGUAUUCGUGACUUUUUAAAAAUUGCCAGCCGCUUCCGAAACUCGUUCGCUGGACCUAAAUCGCGUCGCCUGGACUCGUACAAUCGUCCCGAGCUCGCGAGAUGCAGUCCAAGCAUUGAUAUUUGCAGUGCAAGCCUUCGGAAUAGACUCGCCAUCUUGCGAAACGUAUGCAAUAGCGAGAGAAGAGGCCAAGUGCAAGUGACACAGUAUCGGUCGCAACAAUAACAAAUUAUGCUUUCUUGAACCCUUCGUAAUUCACACUUUUUCAAGGCGAAAAAUUUUUACGAAAUAAUAGAUUCGGUUGAAAAAUCGUUUCCUUUUAAAUAGCGGUAAGGAAAUUAUUUAGCCCUUAAAGGAAACAAGUGUGCUGCGCCAGUGCGUCUUUACUCGAGUGUCUCGACUGUUCAGGCGUGCGAUCAAGUCCAAAACCCAGGAUACUUAAAAAUGGACAAUGAAGCACUCAACAACAUCGAUGAUGAGUCAGAGCCUUUAAAAGGGCAAAAAAUUCCACAUAUCGACGAAAAAACACAAUCUCCAGCGAAGACGCCUGAAAUGGAAGAACCAUCAAUCGAAGAACAACAAAAUGCUCUACCAAAAGAUAAAUUAUAUCAUUGGCAAGCAUGUCAAAUGGCUAAAAGUCUAAUUGACAAUACUAUAAACAAAUCACUAGAAAACUACCAAAGAUACCCAAAUGUUCCCAGUUCAGCUGUUUUUGAAGACCCAUGGUAUCACCUGCUAAAAGGUAAAAAAGUUGAAGAUACAGCAAUAACAAUGGCUAUUAGAGAACAUGGUUUAUCACGUGCAUCUGCCUCUACAUCAUUACAACCACUAACAUCUCUAGAUGAUGGAACUUCUGAUAAUGUUGAAGGUGAAUAUUCUGAAGAUUCUCAUUACAAUUUUGAUAACCAAGAAGCAAUUAUUGAUAGAGCAAUCGCAGAAGCCAUUAAUCAGAAAGGGUUGAGCGUCCUGGGAGCUGAUAACGGUUAAUUAAGAUUUCACAAAAAUUGUAUACAUUCUUUUUUAGUUAUUAUUCAAUAUAGCAAUAGCUAUGUGAAUAUGAACGCUUGUAAGUAUUUUUUUUCUUGCUCAUAUCAAGUAUCUCAAAAAAAAAUCUAUUAAUAAAAGAAAAGUAUUUUAAAUAUUUGCUGAUGAUAACUGAUAAUAUCUGAUCAGAAAUAAUUAACUGCAAUACAUUUUUUGUGAAUUCAUGUAAAAGUUCAAAAUUGUUUAACUGAGCUCGAAGAAUUCAUAUAUUGAAAAUAUAGUAUAUGGAUUUUUGGAAAUUCAAAAAUUUCAGCAAAAUGCAUUCAAAGUGCAAAGCCAUACAUCUAAUAGUCAUUUUUCACAAAACAGAAGUUAGUAAGAUAUUAUUGUAACUAGAAGAAAAUCUUCCAAAUUCUUUGAAAAUGCCUCUUAACUAUUAAUAUUCUUAUUGCAAUUUAUAUAGAGUCAUAUAUUUUAUUUAUGUAAACAAAAUAUAAUCUGUCAAGUAUACAAAGAUAUACAAUUAAGCUGUUAAAAGUAAUUCUGAAAAAUUACUUUUUUUUGGUGAAAAAUAUAAUGCAUCGAAAUAUUCUGCAUUUGGAGAGUGAUAUUGUUCAAAAUAUAUAAACUUCAGCUAAUGCUGAAAUUCCUACAUAAAUAUAGAAUAAUACUAUAAGAUAUAGCUAUAGACUGAAUUAAUGUAAAAUAUUUAUUAAUUAUUUUAAGAUG